AUGAUAUUACAUCACAUCAUCAUCAUCGCCAUCAUCAUCAGAUCACCCGCGAUGCAGAUCUAUGACAAUUCUAUACGUCAUCACCAUCAUCAUCAUCAAAUGGCCUGCAGUCUUACAUCCGUGAUGAGUCCGUACAUCAUCAUCAUCAUCAGAAGCAGCAUCAGAAGUAGCAGCAAAUCGCCUGAACUCCUGAUUACUUUCUCUUCUUUUGAUCUAUCUAUCUAUCUAUCUAUCUAUCUAUCUAUCUAUCUAUCUAUCUAUCUAUCUAUCUAUCUAUUUUCAUGUCUCUAUCUAUCUAUCUAUUUUCAUGUAUCUAUCUAUCUAUCUAUCUAUUUUCAUGUCUCUAUCUAUCUAUCUAUCUAUUUUCAUAUAAAUAUUCUUUAUCAUUUUCUAAUUCGUUCUUUCGUUCUUUAUCUAUCUACAUUGAUACAGCAUCGAUAUAUUAUUCCUCUUUAUUCUGUUUCUCUCUUUCUUUUCUUCUUUUCAGUUGUGUAUCUCUUAGAGACUUCCACCUUGCAACCGAAAAGCAACGACUCCAAUCCCACAACUGGCUACGGUCUACCCAUCUAUCGUUGUGAUGCAUGCAGACUCUUUCGUCCCCGACUGGCAUAUCUCUAUGCUGGUUAUAGACUGAAAACAAUCGAUAUCGACCAGCGCAGUGACGGUUCUGCAAUGAACCUGGAUUCCGAUCACAGGUAG
Acanthosepion pharaonis is the source of this 699-nucleotide messenger RNA. The record is from the annotation of a GenBank genome assembly. NCBI's taxonomy places the organism in Eukaryota, Metazoa, Mollusca, Cephalopoda, Sepiida, Sepiidae.